Messenger RNA from Prunus armeniaca (apricot), 228 nucleotides. NCBI's taxonomy places the organism in Eukaryota, Viridiplantae, Streptophyta, Magnoliopsida, Rosales, Rosaceae. The record is from the annotation of a GenBank genome assembly.
AUGUCUUCUAAACAAGAUGUCACUUCGGCCCUAUGGCAUAGCACAAAUGAUCAUCAUGGUUCGUCGUCUCAGCCACCUCCUCAAAAUGAUAAUGGUGGACAUUCGUCGGUUCAGCCAAAUGUUCAGGAUGUUUUCAGAAGAGAGAACACGUCUCAGCCACCUCCUCAGAAUGAUAAUAGUGGACGUUCGUCGGUUCAGCCAAAUGUUCAAGAUGUUUUCGGAAGAUAG